AUGAUCAACGUGGUGGCCCGGAGGCUGAAGCCAACUGGCGGAGUAAAGGUUGACCACGCUUCAGCAAACCGGGAGCUUAGGGAAGAGCUUGAAGGCAAAGCCAGGAACAGCUCCAACGCAGAGGACAAAACCAUGGAUGCCAUCGACGACGCCGAUUUGGUUGACGUGCUGGGUGAAAUUGAAGGCCUGGUAGAGCAAGAGGAAGUUACGGGGGAUGGCGACGUCAACGCUCAGCUGGAGGCAGCACUAGGCGAGGCGCUAGACCCUACAGAGGAACAGCAGGCAGAGGAGGACGGCACCGCAGCGCAGGAAGCUGAGCCCGCCGAGCCCGAGGAUGCCACUGCCGCAGCAGCGGACGAAGCCGACGUUGUAGAACGUGACAACGCCGCGGAGGCUAUUGCUGAUCCGCAGCCCCAGGCUGAUGAUGAGACCCCAGCAGCAAGUGCAGAUGAUGACGUCGACGACGUGCUAGGCGAGAUAGCGGCUGCGCUUGAGGCGCAGGGCGGCGUGUUAGCCGGCGAGGACGCUGCAGCGGACGUCAACACGAACGCCAACACGAAAGCGGACGCUGCGGAGAGCCCAGCUGAUGAACCGCCAGGGACCGCCGCCGAAGCUGGCGUUGGCGACGAGGCACCAGCUCCUACCCAGACCGACGCCAAUGCAGUAGAAACGGAGGCUAAACCUGUUCCUGGCCUCUCCGCCAAGACUGCGACAACCAAACCCGGCAUCACUGUUCCCAAGACUUCUGCCGUCGCUGUUGCACCUGCGGUCGGCCGCAAGGGACUCCUCCCGCCAGUCCGCAAGGCCGUCACCGUUGCGCCCACCAAGGCAGCAGCGGCGCCCUUGACGGGCGCGACCGCAGGCAGCAAACCUGCGGCAGGAGGCGUCGCCGUCAGUGCCAAACCUGCGGCCAAAGCCGCAGCUACAGGCGCAGCCGCAACCGUCAAGCCGGCUGUAAUAGGCAAGGCCGCCGCGGCCGCACCAGCUGUAGCUCCAAAACCAGGAGCUGCUGCUAAACCAGUUGCGACAGCGGCCGCCGCCAAGCCGGCUGCUGCGGGCGGGGCCAAGCCCGUAGCGCCUGCCGCAACCAAGGCGGCCGAUGGAGCGCCCAGCCGCGUGGGGGCAGUAAAGCCGGCGGCGGCAGCAUCAAAUACAAAGCCUGCUACCAUUAGCGCGGCGAAACCUGCUGCCGCGGCGGCGGCAGCAAAGCCGGUUGUUGCCGGGGCGGCUAAGCCCGCCGCUGUACCUGCGGCGAAGCCCAAGGCUUUGGCUGCACCGAAAGUCAUUCAGGCGCGGCUCGUUCCCGAUGAUGACGCGGAGGACGAUGACGCAGCCGCUGUCGAAGAAGCCAAGACCGCAGCAGCACCGGCUCCAGCCAAGGGCGCCAAGAAAGUGAGCGCGCCAUCUAAGGGCGAGGCAGGUGUGGCCGGUAAGAAGGGCGCGGCAGCUGGCGGAGCUGCCGCCAAGGCGCGCGUCGUGACGGUGGGUGCCAAGGCCUCAGCCGCCUACGAACUGUUCAAGGUCGAGCACAAGCAGCAGCUGAUAGAUGAGGGGAUGGAGGCGGCUGAGGCGGCUGAGCAGACAGUGAAGGAUUGGGCGGCCCUGAGCGCUGAAGAGAAGGCCGAAUAUGAGGCACGGGCCAAGGAACAGGCGAGAAAUGAUAACGACAAGCCGGCACCCACGCAACUCAAGGCCCAGCAAGCCAAGGCUCCUAAGGCCCCUAAGGCCGCACCGGCGGAGGCGGGACCCAAGUACUACACCAAUGGCUACAUGUUGUUUCUGGAGGAGCGGCGCCCCGAGAUCGUGGGUGCCCAUCCGGAGGCAUCCUUCACCGACGUUGGCAAGCUGCUGGGGGCCGAGUGGCGUGGCCUUGGCAAGGAUGACCAAGAGGAGUACAACAAGCGCGCCAAGGCGCUGAACGCCGAGAGUGGCGCACAGCCGAAGCCGCGGAAGAGCAAGAAGAAGGACGAGGCGGCGGAGGGAGAUGGCAAGAAGCAGUCCGGCAAGGCGGCGGGCGGGUCCAAGAAGGCGGCACCGGCAAAGGGGUCUGGCAGGGGCCACAAAAGGUCCGCCGGUGGGGCGGAUGGCGACGACCCAGAUGGACUCAUGAAUUUAGCGGUGGCGGCAGCCGAAGGCAUGGAGAUCGAUGGUGAUCACGAUGACGAGAUGGCCGAUGUCGGUGGUGGUGACGUUGGCGCGCCCGGCCGCGGCGGCAAGCGGCCCAGUGGCUCGUCGUCGCGUAAGCGCAGUAGCAGCGCCCGCGGCGGCGGUAGCAAGAAGCGGCGGCGAAGUGAUGAAGCGGACAAGGCGGAAGCUGACGAGGGCGAGGCCGUUGCGGCUGAGGAGAGCGACGAGAGCGAUCGGGAGGAUGUUGACUGGGAGGCCCACCCUGCCGAGGCUAUCCUGGCAAAGACGUCGGACGGGAGAUACCUCGUCAAGCGUGCGAGCUUGGGCUUGGACGAGUACGGCAUCGUCAAUGGGCGUGCCGUCAAGCGCCAGCGGCUGAACAUGGGCAGUGAUGCGGCUGCCGGGGCAGGAGACAGCGAGGCGUCUCUGCCCGUGAGCAUCGAAAUGGUGGACGAGUUUGAGGCCUUUGAGCGUUCCUUCUGGGCCAGCAUCCAAGACCGCUCGGAUGGAGGCGAUUUGGACUUGGACGACCUGGGGGAGAAUUCCCCACUGGAGUUGUGUUACUACCUGGGCAAGCUGCGGGAGAACCGCAUGGCGCUGCACCCCGCAAGCAUAACCCGUCGCGACAAGGACACCAUGAUCCGCGUCCCCGCACUAAGGCUGUCUAUGGCCGUCCAGCGCGUGCUGAUGCUGGAGCGGCAGCGGGCGGAUAACCUGGCGGCGAGGCUGGCGGAGGCGGAAACAAGGUUAGCGCAGUACGAGGGGCAAGGAGAAGCCGAGGAGGGGGUCGUCGAGGAGGCGGAGGCUUAG
This is a messenger RNA of Volvox carteri f. nagariensis, 2937 nucleotides long. RefSeq lists its product as uncharacterized. The record is from RefSeq and is a predicted model, not a curated record. The transcript has 14 exons. The coding region runs from base 1 to 2937 and encodes 978 amino acids. NCBI's taxonomy places the organism in Eukaryota, Viridiplantae, Chlorophyta, Chlorophyceae, Chlamydomonadales, Volvocaceae.